ACACAAACACAAACUGUUUUUUAUUUGACCAUAUAUUUUUUUGUCUUAAAAAACACUUCAUCAAUAAAACAAGAAAAGAAGGAGUAGGAAGUAAAGCAAGAGAGUCAAAUCUUGGGUGUGCUGAGGAGACGGAACAGGAACUACAAAUUGAAGCGUCGCCACCGCAAAAAUUUGAAGUGCUUCCAUUGGUUGAAGAAAAUAUGGGAGCUGAGAGCGCUUCUUCUAGCUCAAAUUCCAACUGCAAUUCAUCCUCGUUACAGUAUGGUGAAGACGAUAUUAGCUGCAAAAAUAAUAGCAGUUUUGUGGUGUUGAAUGUGUACGAUCUUACUCCUAUCAAUAAUUAUAUGUAUUGGUUUGGAUUCGGGAUCUUUCACUCUGGUAUUGAAGUAUAUGGUAAGGAGUAUGGAUUUGGGGCUCAUGACUUCCCAGCUAGUGGAGUAUUUGAAGCGGAGCCAAAGUCUUGCCCUGGAUUUAUAUACAGAUGUUCCAUCAAUUUGGGCCAAAUACAUAUUAGCCCUUCAGAGUUCCGGACAUUUAUUGAAAACAUGGCUUCAGAGUAUCACGGCGAUACCUAUCACCUUAUAUCUAAGAACUGCAACCAUUUUACGAAUGAUGUCUCAUAUAGAUUGAUUGGAAAACGGACCCCAGGUUGGGUGAAUCGGCUUGCUAAGCUAGGUGCUUUGUGCAGUUGUCUACUUCCUGAAUGUCUUCAAGUAACAAGUGUUAAGCAGUUACCCGAAUACCAUGAAUGCUCGGAAGAUGAAUUUGCGGACUCUCUCUCAACUGCCACACCCUACAGAUCACCAGAAACAGAUGAUGAGCAAGAAAAACACCUUCUGUCAUCAUCUGGUGCUGAGGAUGUCACUUUCAUUAAAGAGUCCCAUGUAAGGUGAAUGUGACGUGUUCAAGGCGAGAAUACCCUUGAAAAUUGCAGGCUUUGGUUGAAUAUUUGUCCAUUUUGAUUUGCAGUGAUUCUCUUUUCAAAAAAAUUCACAUUCUUUCACGGCUUUCUGUCUUGUAUUUGGCUCAUUCAUUGUAUUUGUAACUGAAGAAUCUAUACUAUACUAGUGCUGGCUUUUCAAUGUAAAAUUGUAAAUGACAUCUUUGUAAGUUGUUGGUUAAAUCUGUUUAGUUACAUUA
Molecule: messenger RNA, 1140 nt
Organism: Vicia villosa (hairy vetch)
Lineage: Eukaryota; Viridiplantae; Streptophyta; Magnoliopsida; Fabales; Fabaceae
Product: deSI-like protein At4g17486
Exons: 5
Coding region: 201-893 (230 amino acids)
Biological process (GO): protein deubiquitination
Molecular function (GO): deubiquitinase activity
Source: RefSeq, a predicted model, not a curated record